AUGCAGAGCCUGGAGUCACCCCGGCCUCGGGCAGCAGGCUUCUCCUCGGCAGCUCACGUGCACUGUCUCCUCAGCACAGGAACAGUGACCAGCGACACCCGUGCCUGCAGAGACUGCUUGGAGAAACUGAAGGAGGCUCGAGGGCUCAUUUCCCUUCUGCAAAGCCACCUGGGAAAGCUCCCUGACGACAGCGCUUCUCCCCUUCUGUGUCGGGACCUCCAGGGAGAUGAACACAAUCCAGCCCCUGCUGGGGGCCACCAGCAUCAUGGGGAGCCCAAGGAAGAUGCUUCUCCUGUCACCUCGUCCCCACUGCCUUCCCCGGCUCUGCUAACCCAGCACCCUCCUCCCCCGGACUCCCACCCAUCAGAAAGACCUCAACAAGUCCAGUCCGACAUGAAGAGCACCCCGGCAGGCCCUGCCCCAGACAGCGCCCCUCCAGGUAACUCCUGCUUGGCCUCUCUCGGCACGGCCACAAAGGGCUUGGACCGUGUAAGCGGCUCCAUUGCAUUCUUCUCCUGGUGGUGGCCGACCGCCAAGGCCUUGCUCCUGUUCACCUCACCACAUGGCAGAUGCCGGCAAGAGCCUCUUUCCCAGCACCCACCAGAGGCCUCGCCCUGGGGAGACGCCGCACGCGGGCAGGCAGAGGCUGGCGGCCCUCCUUUCAUCAACCCGGAUGUCCAGAGGCUGCUAGAAAUCCUCAUCUCCAGGAGAGCAGAGCUGAUGCUGAAAGCAGAAGAGAAGACGGGGUCCCUGCUGGGCCAGAUGCGCCCGGGCUCCCUCCUGAGUUCUCUGGGAGCUCUCUUGAGGUCACUGAGUCACAAGCAGCCCAGCACCACCCCACAGCUCUUCUGGAGACCAAGGCACAAAUGCACACAGCUGCAGGGGCCUCAGCGGCUCUCUGCCCCCCCGGUCUUUGGGGAUCACUUAGAGAAGAAAUGCAGCCAGCUCUUCUGGGGCCUCCCCUCUCUGCACAGCGAGUCACUAGUGGCCACGGCCUGGACCCCUAGAAGGUCCUCCCCUGCACUAGUUCCCUCGAUUCUGUUCAACAGGGGCUCUAGUUCCUCUCCAGUUCAGACUCAGGCCAGUCUACCUCUACAGCUUUCCCCGGCGAAGCCUUUGUCCCCUUAUCCUUUGGCUCAACCCCAACCUCUGGCUCAAAGCUUGCCCCUACCUCUGGGUCAGAUCCAGACCCAGGCCCCUCUCCCAUCCUCAUCUCCACCCCAGAGUGUGGUCUAUAAAACACCCUGCUCUCCCUCCCAGGAGAAGGCUCAGUCUUUCAACCCGACUGAGAGUCAGCAAAUGGAAUGGCCCUUGAAGAAGAGACUGAAACAGAGGAAGGCUUUACUUUCUUUUUUCAAAAACCCCCAGGAAGUUGCCAGCCAGUCCGUUCCCCACUUUCCUCGGGGCUUUCGGGGCUGUCAGACUGGUGGGACUGCCUCCACCUUGCCCGGGGAUUCCAUCAGCUCUGAUCUCCAGGAGCAGCCGGAGCCACAGAACCAAGUGAAGCUUCUCGCGGAUGAACAGGAUGGCCCCCCCUGCAAAUUCGAAGCGUCUCAGGAACAGACACAGCCUCAGGGCAAAUCCCCACAGGUCUGCCACUGCCAGGCAAUGGACACGCGUGGCUUCUCCCGGCCUUCCCCGCCCUCGGCACCUGCAGGUGACCCCGAAGUGCAGAAGACAGGAUUCACGUGUUCUAAGAGACCCUCGAGCAAGGGUGCAGUAAAGGGCAAACCAGCCGCAGCACAAAAGGAUCUAGGGAAAGAGGAGGAUGACCAAGAAUUCCUGCCCUGGGAUCCACAAAGAACCUCAGUGAAAGUCCUAGAGGAAGACGAAGAGGAGUCCAAGUGUAACCCCGUCAUCCCUCAGGAGUGUGACUGUGUAAAUUACAAACCCAAAAGCCCAGAUAAGAAGCAUCUCAAGAAAACCCUGAAUGUCCACUUGAACCGGACGUUAGGGCAGAUCAAAGAAGGCAGGAUCCCUGUGAGAGUGCGCCGGUCCUGGCUUGUUGCUGCCAGUCAUUCUUUGCCCAAGUCCAGCAUCCCUGUAAAACCUAGAAAACCAGUAGCCUCAAAGGGUCAGACCUCCGGUGUGAACACAUCCAGGAAGCUCUCCUUCCUCAAUCCCCUGACGCGAUUUUUGCUGGAAACACACUUGAAAGGUUUUGACGCAAGGUAUGGGUGGUGUCUACAGCAGAUGGCCCAUGAGAGCGCACAGGUCACUCCCAGUGCAAAUCAAGCUGCCUCUGCUCCACAGCCCACCUUCCCCAGCUCUGCCGCCAGUGGGACUGGGGGUAACAUAAGAGACGAUGUUGCCCAUCACCUGGAAAACCCUCCUGACAAAGGCCCAAGAGAGGAGAAGGCCAAACAGUCCUGUCACAUCAGGGACUGGCCUCUCCUCGACCCCUCAUCUGAAUAUAAGGACGUCCAGAGGGUCCCCACAGCGAGGCCACCUGCUGGCCCCUGUGGGUUCUCAGAGGCCAGACGGGAGACCAGGCUGCCUCCCACUGAGCCCAUCACUUACAGUCCCUUGGGCAGAAGCAGGACUGUCCAAAAAGCCGAGAGGGGCAGCCCAGAGUGGAGGCCGCGUGCAGAAACGGCCAGGAGUGAGCCCCAGCGUGAGAGACGGAGAGCGACCUUAUCGGACUUCUGCCACAGCCCGGAGGAGCAGAAGAUCAGUAGAGGAUUCCAGCCGAAAAGAGCCGAAGAGAUCAGACAGAGACUGCAGGCCAAAGGAAAGCCGCGUGCUUGGGAUGUCACCGUGGGAGCCAGUAUGACAACCACCGUGCAAGGCCUGGAUGUGAGUCUCAGUCCGCAGUCUCAGGGCACCAGCAGACAUCCUCAACCCUCGAGAACUUUGGUUGACGUCAGUGUAGGACAGCCAGGCCUGAGAGCACAGGACAGCCACGACCUGGAGGUCCAAGUGGAAGUAGACCCGGAGAAACGGCGCCCACAGCACAUUGCCAGCGUCCUCCAUCAAGACCGCAGCCCUGUACUGCUCCCCACCACAGACAUCUUGGCUUCUCAGGCCUCUUGGGUAGCUUCCCAGGGCUCGCCUAGUAGCACCACACCAGCUUCUCUGGGGCUUCGUGACCGCCUAUCAAAUGCCAGGAGCAACCAGGAGCAGCAGGAGGCCAGGACCCCAAAAGGGAAAGCCCCGUGGACGAGUGAGAGCAAGACGUACAGUCCCCCUGACAGGAGAGGGGCCUGCAAGAGGCCCAAACCUGAAGAACAGGAACAAAGGGCUCCAAAGAAAAGGGUCACUAUUGCCUGUGGGAUGAGCCGCCCUGCCUGGGACAGGGAGACGGAAGACAGCCUGGGGGACAAGUCCCCGCCACUCCUGCCAGAGAAGAGACAGACACCCCCAGAAAGCCACAUCAAACAGAGGACAAGGCCCUCUCAGCAGUGGUUCAGCCCCAGCCAAAAAGGCUCAGAGUGGGAAGAUCUCCUGGAGAAAGGCAGGCCUGCAUCGGCCAUGGCUUGGAGCCACGGAUCACGCCUUGAGAAAAUGAUCACGGAGAGGAGAGAUGCGGAGGCCCAGGCAGUCGUAACCGCUGUGGCAAAGAUCCUGAUAGACAAACUGGGGCUUCGGCGCCAACCUGCUCCCUCAGAGGUACAUGGGCCAAAAAAGGAACCCCAGGGCCUGCUGGGUAGGAGUUCUUGCCUUCACAGGGGUCCCUCUGGCCAAGAGAAAAAGAGAGUGGUGAUAGACCCGGCCUUUAUAAAACAAGCCACCCCCAGGGACCUCACCUGUUCCGUCAAGAGCAGGUGGAUCAGUGAGAGGGACACCAAUUGGGUCCCCCCGUCCAGGGAGCCAGUGAUGCCAGCCAGCCCCGGCCAGCAAGGGCUAAGGGUAACAAGUAUCUCAAGAUGGAACAUCCAUUGCCCCAGGAAGUACCUUCCUCAGAAACAUGUCUCAUUGGAUCAGACACACCAUGCCUCCAAAGGCCUGCAGGAGGCCCAGACCACGGCAGGCAGAGAGACACCCUUCCAGGAGGGAUCACGCGUGGGCAGGACGUGCACGGAGAGGAGAGAUGCCGAGGCCCAGGCGGUCAUAACGGUUGUGGGCAAGAUCAUGUUGGACCACCUGGGGCUUCCACGUGGACGCGGCAUCUCAGAGAUAGACUGGUACAUGGUGGAACGCCAGGCCCCGCUGCGGGAGCGUUCCUGCUACCGCAGGGGUCCUUCCUACACUCAGCAAAGCAGAGCGGGCACAGUCACAGCCUUUGGUCACCAGGCCACCCCUCAGGGCCUCAGCUGUCCUGUCAAGAGCAGGUGGCUCAGAGGCAGGGACAGCACCUGGGUCUCCCCACCCAGGGAGCCUGCGUGCCACUCAAGCCCAGGCCAGCACCGACCGGGGGUGACAGGUGACUCGGGUCGGCCUGUGCACUGCCCCAGGAACUGCCUUCUUCAAAGAGGUGCCUCCUCCCCUCACACACAGCAUGCUUCUCAAGCCUGUCCCAGUGGGAAAAGCUUUCUCUCGGAAAAACGCCAGUUUCUGCAGAGGAAACCCGCUCAGUCCUAUGUCCCCACAUCUUUUAUGUGA
Molecule: messenger RNA, 4542 nt
Organism: Lepus europaeus (European hare)
Lineage: Eukaryota; Metazoa; Chordata; Mammalia; Lagomorpha; Leporidae
Product: spermatogenesis-associated protein 31E1-like
Exons: 4
Coding region: 1-4542 (1513 amino acids)
Source: RefSeq, a predicted model, not a curated record